AUGGCAUCUUCCGAGAAUAGCGGUGCAGGUGAUGAUGCCCAGGCUACAGAAACAGAGGAAACAGACGAAACACUCAAAUACCGUCUCCUUGGGCCCUCCCUGACCAAGGCGGGUCAGAGUGCUGUUGACCAACGAAAGGUAUCCGAAAUCAUAUACAACGUCUCCAGGGGCUCCAAAUUCUUUACUCAUGAGAAGUCUCGCAACCAGCUAUUAACCACCAAAAUCGAACGGAUUAUUUCCCAGAAGCAGAAAAUAGAAGAGCACGGCCUUUUACUUCAUACACGCCGGACAGACCAAUAUCUGGCUGAGCUCGAGCUGGGGCGCGACCUAUCGCAGACCGUUGUUCAUAUCGACUGCGACGCAUUUUUUGCGGCUGUCGAGGAGCUUGACCGACCUGAACUACGCGAGUUACCCAUGGCUGUGGGAAAAGGAGUCCUCACAACAUGUAACUACCAUGCUAGAAAGUAUGGCUGUCGAAGUGGCAUGGCGGGUUUUAUCGCCAAAAAGCUGUGCCCAGAUCUCAUCCUAAUUCCGCAAAAUUAUCAAAAAUAUACUGCCAAGGCUGACGAAAUCCGAGCCAUACUGGCAUGCUACGACCCACAAUUCCAGAGCUCCAGCCUCGAUGAAGCGUAUCUGAAUAUCACCGCUUACUGCUCGGCCAACGAGAUUGAGCCAGAGGAGGCUGUUCGCAGGCUACGUAGUGAAGUUGUCGAAAAGACAAAGGUGUCAAUUUCCGGCGGUAUUGCACCUAAUGCGCGGUUAGCCAAAAUCUGCUCGAAUUGGAACAAACCAAAUGGUCAACACUAUGUACCUAACGAGCGUUCAGCGAUUAUGAAGUUCAUGUCCGCCAUACCACUACGCAAUAUCAAUGGUGUAGGUCGUGUUUUCGAAAGGGAACUAGACGCCAUUGGCAUAAAGUAUUGCCGCGACAUAUUCACACACCGUGGACUUAUUUUACCGUUGUUUGGAGAAAAAUGUUAUAGAUUCCUAAUGCAAUGCUACCUCGGACUGGGAAGGACUAAAAUACAGCCAAUCGAAGAAUCUGAAAGAAAGAGUGUCGGCACCGAACGUACAUUUAGAGACACUGGGAAUGUGGCAGAUUUACAAGAAAAACUUCAGCUGACAGCCCUUGAACUGGAGAAAGACAUGCUUCGUACCCAGUUUAAGGGCCGGACUUUGGUCCUGAAAGUGAAGCUUCAUACUUUUGAAGUAUUAUCUCGCCAAAUGCUGUUACCGAAAGCGGUUUAUUUAUCGGAAGACCUCUAUCGUUAUGCGCUUCCAAUGUUGGUCAAACUUUACAAGGAGACGCCAAAUUUGAAAAUCCGGUUAAUGGGUCUACGAUGUACAAACCUGGUCAGCAUGAAAAACACAGAUGUUAACUUUUUUCGUGGUAUCCAAACUAGUAACGGGCGGCCUCAAUCCAGUUCCCGUAUCAAGAGCCCCGAGGAAGAAGGGUUGGGAAUACUAGAUGGUCAAGAUAUCCACGAUCAACCCCGGGAUCCAGAUUCCAUGAUAGAGGACUGGGAACAUUCGCAUGUACCAUAUGGAUCCAUUGCAGGGAGUCAUACUUUGAACCCACUAUUCAAGUCGGAUCCAACUUUGGAAAUGUGGGAGUGUCCGAUUUGCAUGGACCCGCAGCAGCCCGACAAUUCGACUUUCAAUCGACACUUAGAUUUCUGCCUGUCAAAACAAACGAUUAGAGAAGCUGUUUGGGGGACAUUGGAGGAACCCCGGCCACCACUGACGGGCAAACGCAAGACUGACCAUCCUGCUGAUACCGCCGCAGAGAACGUGAGAAAACGACCAUUCUUUACGUGA
This is a messenger RNA of Blastomyces dermatitidis ER-3, 1818 nucleotides long. RefSeq names its product DNA polymerase kappa subunit. Gene Ontology annotation, cellular component: nucleus. The transcript has 2 exons. NCBI's taxonomy places the organism in Eukaryota, Fungi, Ascomycota, Eurotiomycetes, Onygenales, Ajellomycetaceae. Gene Ontology annotation, biological process: error-prone translesion synthesis. The record is from RefSeq and is a predicted model, not a curated record. The coding region runs from base 1 to 1818 and encodes 605 amino acids. Gene Ontology annotation, molecular function: DNA-directed DNA polymerase activity; damaged DNA binding.